CUUCUCUACUGCUACUGUCCCUUCCCUUUUUAUGUCACACUCUCCUUCCCUCCCUUACACAGCGACAUCAAAACUAUGAGCGGCGGCGGCGGGUCUGCUAGGGUUCCGAUCCCCAGCCAUUGUCAUAAAAUUAUCCGGAACAUUAGGGAGAUCACCGGCAAGCAGCACAGUGACGAUGACAUAUACGCCGUCCUUACGGAAUGCUCCAUGGAUCCCGACGAGACAGCCCAGAAGCUUUUGUAUUUAGAUACUUUUCAUGAGGUUAGAAGGAGACGAGACCGGAAGAAGGAGAGCUUGAGCAGUUGGGCUUCUGUGGAUUCUAAGCCAAAGCAAGGUGGCCAAGGGAGAGGAGGAAGGGGUGCUUCUGGGGGCUAUUCCUCUAAUUUUACUGAUGGUAGUGGUGGGAGGAAUGCUGUUAACCGUAAGGAAAUUGGAGUCAAUCACGUUGCAGAGAGAGGCCAUGCACCCUCCACUCAGCCUGCUUCACAAAAAACAAAAAGCAAUGGGGCAUCACAUAUCACAAGGGUUUCAGCUGUUGCACCUAGUCCUGCAAAUCAAUGCAAUGGGAGUGCUAGUCAAGGUUUAGCAGGCCAAUUGCUCAUGGGGAGCGUGAAUGGAAGUCCAGCUCUUGAUGUCACUGCCAAACGUGAAAAUACCCAACCUCAUGCUGUGGUCGAUGCAGUAUCUCCCCCUGUUCAGACUUUUAAGUCAGUUACCAGAACUGACCAAGGAAAGCCCAACUCAAGUUCCAAUCAACUUCCAAUUUCUGCUUCAUCUGUGCCCAGUGUUCAUUCUUCUUCAGAUUCUGUUCUGGCACCAUCUAUCUCGAAGAACCCUGUUAUUCACAGUGCAAAUGAUGGGAAAGUUGGGGGCCAAUCGUUAGCUAAUGGAUUGAAUCAUCUUAAUGGAAAUGAAGUUGUUCCUCAUGUAUUUGGUGAAUUACCAGCAUCUGAGAGUGAAAGAUCUGGAUCUUUGAAUUUGACAAACAAUACAAAAACCCCAAACAAGUCAAAUGAAGCUGAGGAGAACCAGUUAUCUGAGGCUGCACAGUCCUCCUCCCCCUCUUAUAAUGGUUCAAUGAGAUCUUCCAGUUGCGGUAGCCAGGCACAUCCAGAGGUUUCAACUUCUGAAGUUUGUAUGCAAUCGUCAGAUGAGUUGAGGCAACAUGUUAUUGUUACUUUUCCGAAUCAUUUCCAAGUUCCUGAGGCUUUAAAAAGUGGUCUGAUAUUUGGAAGCUUUGAUUCUGAUUUCGAUAAGAAGGAGAUGUUUAGCACAACUGGUGGUGACAAUAAUACUUCAUCUGCUCUUCAUCCUUCUCAAGGGAGUGACAAAACUGCUACUUCUAGUAAUCAAAGUCCAUCAUCAACUGCUCCUGGCGAUCAUUCUGAUCAUUCACGUUCUCCAUCUGAUCUUAUUGAAAAGCCAUCAGUUUCAGAAGUUAAUGCUGUCUCUGGUACUGAACCGAAGGCUGGUCAGCUGAAGCAGGAGGCAUUGUUGGCUCCAGUGGCUACACCAAUACCAACUAUUAUGAAUGGUCAGGGCUAUGGUUUGAAUUUCAUGUCCACCAUGUUAGGGACUCAGCAAGUUCAAUUCAAGGGAGCUGAGCCUCAGGCACAAGAAACAACUCGCCCUUCAAACUAUGUUAGUGCAAAUUCGCAUUCUGUCUCUAGCCCAAGCCCAAGCCCUAGCCCAACGCCACCUUUGCAGAGCUCUUUGCCUGCAGCCCCUGCAUCUGUUUCUUUCUUCAGGCCACCAUACCCUCCCAACUUUUUCCCGUAUGGCCCUUAUUACCCCCCAAUUUAUGUGUCCCCAAUACACCAAUAUUUAAACCACAAUGGCUUCCCUCAACAACCAUCAACUGGCAACAUCUACGUACCUGCUGCAGCCGCUGGUAUCAAAUUUCCUCUCCAACAGUUGAAGGCUGGAGCAAAUACUGGAAAUACAACCCAUAUUGGAAUUUCUCCUGGAUCAUUUAUCUCUUCGCCUGUUGGAUAUUCACCUAAUCAGACAGUGAAUUCAGCCAACUUGACUGGAAAUGAAGACCUUGCUAUGUCUCAGUUAAAGGAAAAUCACGUCUUAACAACUGGACAGCUGAGUGAAGGUUCAGCUGUGUGGAUACCUGCUCCUGGCCAAGAAAUAUCCAACUUGCAACUUAAUUCUCUGUAUAAUUUUAACCACCAGGCACAUCUUAUGUACCCCCCAACUCAGGCGGCUCAUGCAUUUGCAGGUAUCUAUCAGCCAGGGCAGACAGUACCUUCACCUUCAACCCUUCUGCAACAGUCUCAGUCUGUCACUGGAUCAGUUGAAACUGCAGGAGCCCCUUCUGUUGCUUAUCAGCAGCCUCAACAUGCGCAGAUGAAUUGGAGUUCUAAUUUCUAGGCUGGAAACAUCUCCGGGUACCAUAUGUUCAAUAGCACGUUUAAUGUGACCAUCUCCAGGUAGUAUGAAGAACAGGCCUGAUCUGAGUGUAAAUAAGAAAUGCGGCCAGAAGAGGGACAAUAUUCAGUAAUAUCUUCAGUUGGAAUAAACAACACUAACGAUUUUGAGGGGUGCUAGUUGCAGGUUUCCUUUUGUUUUUCAGAAAAAAUUGAUUGGGUCGAGUUAUUCCUUACCUAUUCUUUUGGCCCUUAGAAAACAUUUGACUGUUGCUAUAUGUAUGUACUUCCUGCCAAGUGAUGUUAUAGGAAGCCAAGAGUUAAAAUAGAGUAGGUGAGAUUUACCAAAUUUUCCUUUCUAGUAUCUCACCUGUAUAUUACAUUUUGACGGAAGGACAGUGAAUUAUACAGCUCAGUUUAGUACAUGGAAGUUGUGAUAUGUAGUUUUCUGAAGUAACACUGUCGGCCUCCCUGUUUCUCUUGGAUUAAAACAAUGAUUAUAUAUUUGAUGUUAUUUCUCUUGCCUUGGUGGGAGUUCUAAA
This is a messenger RNA of Neltuma alba, 2917 nucleotides long. Its product is annotated as GBF-interacting protein 1-like. NCBI's taxonomy places the organism in Eukaryota, Viridiplantae, Streptophyta, Magnoliopsida, Fabales, Fabaceae. The record is from RefSeq and is a predicted model, not a curated record. The annotation marks the transcript as partial. The transcript has 9 exons. Gene Ontology annotation, cellular component: nucleus.